Polyodon spathula (Mississippi paddlefish) is the source of this 1735-nucleotide messenger RNA. Its product is annotated as lysophosphatidic acid receptor 6-like. The transcript has 2 exons. Gene Ontology annotation, molecular function: G protein-coupled receptor activity. Gene Ontology annotation, cellular component: membrane. Lineage: Eukaryota; Metazoa; Chordata; Actinopteri; Acipenseriformes; Polyodontidae. Bases 165 to 1223 code for a protein of 352 amino acids. The record is from RefSeq and is a predicted model, not a curated record. Gene Ontology annotation, biological process: phospholipase C-activating G protein-coupled receptor signaling pathway; positive regulation of Rho protein signal transduction.
GGCUGUGUUUCGUAUUCACCAGCUAGCCGAUAAUAAAGCAAAUAGAUCUUGUAUUUUAUCAAGGUCAUAUUUGUUUUGUCUCAUAUAUACCUCGUGUAGUUUGCCUGGCUGUCUGGUUGAACGGGUGUUGAGAUUCUCACACGGAUCUCUCUCAGAUCCUCAGAAUGAGGGACACCGUGAGCAUUGAGGUUCAGCUGUUCCAGCUCAUCGUCUACAUCCCAACAUUCAGCUUAGGCCUGCUAUUCAAUGUGUCAGCUCUGUGGAUUCUUCUUUUCAAGAUAAGGAAAUGGACAGAAUCGACAACUUAUAUGGGAAACCUGAUUUUCAAUGACUGUCUUUUGCUUUUCUCUCUGCCGUUUAAAAUGAGUGCCUACAAUACAAAGAAACCGUGGGGCCUUGGAAGACCCUUCUGCUUGUUCUUGGAGAGCCUGUAUUUUGUUAACAUGUACGGGAGCAUUUUGAUCAUAAUGUGCAUUUCUGUAGAUCGGUACAUUGCUGUAAGGCACCCCUUUUUGGCAAAAUCUCUCAGGUCCCCACUGAAAGCUACGCUUGUCUGUGCUGCAGUGUGGACUAUCAUUUUUGGCUCAAGUGUGGAAGCUUAUAAAUUGCAUGAUGUUCACUUUAAUGGCACUCACUGUUUCCAUAGCUUUUCCAAUCGCACCUGGCAAAAGGUACACUUGGUUGCCAUAAUGGAGACCCUGUUUGUUGCUAGUGCCUUAAUUAUGACCCUCUGUUCCAUUGAAAUAGUAAGAGUCAUAAAGAGAAUAAGAAGAGACAGUUUGGAAGUGCAAAAACAAAGCAACAAUAAAUCUGUUAAAAUCGUCCUUGCAAACCUUUUUACAUUUCUGAUCUGUUUUAUACCCUAUCACAUUGCAUUGCUUUUGUACUUUUUAGUGAAGCAUGGUACCAUUCCUUCCGAUUACAGAGAACCCCUGCGCAGCUUUGUUCAGGUCAGCCUGUGCUUGACCAACGUAAACUGCAUGUUGGAUGGAAUUUGUUAUUACUUGAUUCUUAAAGAGAACUGGAAAUCCACUAGAGAGGUGACAGAGGCAACUGAAAGCUCCAGUCUGAAAGCUCCAAUCAGGAGUCUCCGAGUGGCUCACCUGGUAAAAGCACGGCAGCGUGGUGUGCAUGGUGAGUCAUUGAGUCAGGAGAGCACAAUUUUGCACCCAGGCUAUGCGAAGCCACUGGUCUUCACUGGAGAUUCUGGAGGGAGCUUCUAAUCCUGUGGGAUUGGGACGCAAAACCGGAAAGGACUGUUUCAACUCAUCGAGCUACAGCCAACCCUACCGGCCACCUGCAGGGCUGGCCUUUGUCUUCCUGAGGCUGGUAGCUGGCUGACGUCCGCUCUCCGGUUCCUAGCUGUAAAAGAGGAAGCGGGCUUGGUCGUGGGAUCGGAGGAUGCCCACUGAGCCUUCAGUUCUCCUGCGCUGUGUGGAGGAGUCCUGCGGUGAGGUGGAAAAUAAUUGCACAUUCUGAGUGAGAAAAUCGGGGACAACAUAAUUAGUCAUUCUAAAGUUUAAAAAAAAAAAAGGAGAAAAAAAGAUAGUCAUAGCCUCUUCAGACCUCAGUGCUAUGGGAUGACCAGAUCUGUAUUGUGCAGUACAGUGUAUAGACGGUGUAGGGGGCUCUGAAGAGGAUCUAACUGAAGCACAUGUGAGGAAGGCUACACUGGGGUCUUUGUGCAAUUUACGAGAACUGCAAACCAAAACCAUUAAAGUGAUUUGAUGGGAGC